This is a messenger RNA of Heterotrigona itama, 1832 nucleotides long. The record is from the annotation of a GenBank genome assembly. Lineage: Eukaryota; Metazoa; Arthropoda; Insecta; Hymenoptera; Apidae.
AUGCCAUCAGAGACGAUACCGCGCACUCGUGAUGAUAAUCGUGCUAAUAAAAACAAUUUUUAUUUGAUGAAACUUCCAACGAACAAUACGAAAAAAAAAAAGGAAAAGAAAAAGUUGGAACGAAAUGAAGAAUUUCAAAGUAUCUUUUUUAAUUAUGAUGGUACCGAUACAAGAAAUGAAAUUACCUUUUAUUAAAAUAACUUCAUCAAGAAGCCUUGAUGAGAAGAAAGACAGAUUUUCUCAGAAACGAUUUAUAGAUUUUUAGAAGUAACUAGUUACUACAGCGGCGGCAGCAACAGCAGCCAACGACUCAAUCUCGACUCGACAGUGUACAUCCGCCGCGGCGGCCUACUUGGAAUACGACUCGUUCGCGAAGGUUCUCCUUCCAACAGGGUCGACCAGUUCCCGAGCUCUUCGAGAGACGAUUCAUGGAAUCGUGGGGAAAACAAUGACGGAUCGUAUCCGCAAGCUUGAUUUCGCCUUCCAUCACGGUGAAAAUGUGAUUUUCUCAGGAAAGUACUUUUCUCGUUUUGUCGAUCAAUGCUUUCUUAAUCUACUCUUAUUUGUAUCACACCAAUCAUUUUUAUUCUACAAUAUUCGUAACGCUUAUACCUUGGUGAACGCGCCGAAGAGUUCAAUGGACAUCCUAACAAACAAUGUUUGCGAAACAUGGUCCGGGCACUUGUUGAAUCGAGAUGGCCGCUGGGUGGUUGCUGAGGGGAGUUACCGUGUAACGGAUUAGCUGUGUGUGGCAGAAAUGCAUGGCUCUUAACUGCCCAUAAAUCAAAGUCAAGAAGUAUGCUCAUCCCACUCUCUUUUCCUCUCGCGAAAUCUUUAAGGGUUGUGGUUCGCGCGCCUUACAGUCACAACCGAAGAAUCUUUUGAGUCUCGUCUGUGUUACCGAAUCGUGUACACUGAUUUCUGAGGGUAAGUUGUUCUUAUAUAGCCUUUGAAUUUUUUACGAUGCAACUGUCACGAGCAAUUCGACUACGGCAAUGAAAAUGCUACCGGCUGUAAAGCACAUUAAAAACGUUUGAAAUAAAAAUAUUUUUUGUAUCAAAAUUUUAUAAAACUACUUUACCAUUUUCUUUUUUCAUAUUUCAAGUAGUUCUUUUUUUAUAUUCCAAGUAGUUUUUUUCAUUUUCAUUAAAUAACAUUAAAUUUGUAGCGACAUCUAUUGCUAUUCAAUUGUCUUAUCGAAAGUUACCACGGAAAUACCAACAAAUUGUUGGUUACCAAGUUACAAACAAAUUGCCAAGAAUAUAUAUAACAGUUGUUAAGAAAUUAAUAAACAGUCGUCAUUCAUCCAUUAUAUUCUGUAUUAUGUAAACGUUAAAAUAAAGUAUAAAAUUUCCUUUGUAGUACGGUGACUUUAUCACUUACCGUUGUCGUAACUACAAAUUUUUUUACACGAGUGCCAUCUAUCAGCGAAUUGUGUAGUCAAUUCGCGAAACAGAUUAUUCUAAAAUUAGUCAAAUAAAAGUAUGUUCAAAAUAUGUAUUUUUCGACAUUACAGCUGUUAGAGUGUUUCUGUUGUUAAAUAAUUUAUGAAAUGAGAUAAAUCAAUUAACAAAUUUACCGAAGAUGAAUAAACAAAAGAAAUUUGUGGAAAAUUGUAGCAAUAUUCCUUUAAAUAAUUAUCGUUAAAUACAUGUCAUUAUGUCGACAAAUUACACAGUAAGUUUGAUGACAGAGUUUCUAUAAACAAAUUCGCUCCAAUUUCUGUUUUAUCGUCAGGAAUGUAGGUCAAUGGAGUAAACGUGAGAGAAGUACCAGAACUAGAAAAGAUUCAUGACGACUGUGCUCGCAAUAAGAUAAUGUUCACUGCGUGA